UAUAGAACCGCCGCGCCAGCAGCAGCAGUCCAUUGCGCUCCAUCGCCGCCCAAAACUCACCGUUGCCGGAGGUCUCGUUAGUCUCAGUCAGCCUCUAGUAUCUGUUCGCUGUCAAGUCCGAUCCGAUCGGCGACCGGUUCACUAUCAAUGACGGACUCCAAUUCCAUUCCCAGCUCCGCUCAUCCGGCUUAUACGGAGAUCGUCGUCGUUCGUCACGGCGAAACGGAGUGGAAUGCUGAUAGAAGGAUUCAGGGACAUGUCGACAUUGACCUAAAUGAAGUUGGGAGACAACAAGCGGCUUUGGUGGCUGAUCGACUAUCCAAAGAACCUGAGAUUUCUGCUGUAUAUUCUUCCGACUUGAAACGAGCCUUUGACACGGCACAAGCAAUUGCUGAUAGAUGUGGUGGUAUUGAGGGUGGUGGUGAGAGUCUUGAUAAAUUAUAUGAGCGUUCCGCAUGUUCUUUUCAAAGAAUUGCAGCGAAACAUCGAGGUGAGCGAGUGGUCGUGGUGAGUCACGGAGGCACCAUCAGAUCACUACACAAGCGAGCUUGCCCUAACGGGAGGCCUGCAAAGACACUGAAUACUUCUGUGCACAUCUUUCGCAUAUCCGAUGGAGACGAGUGGACCAUAGAAUCUUGGGGUGAUGUUAGCCAUCUCAACCAAACGGGAUUCCUGGAGUCUGGUUUUGGUGGUGACAGAACCUCUGGUUAGCUGCACUUAGAACCAACCCCUCCUCCUACCAAGGAAGUAAACUCGUCAUACUACAACGGACAGCAACCCAAUGAUGUGAUGAAAGAGAUUUUACACUUGUACCGAUAUUUAUCGUUGUUUGAUGGAUCGUAGCUGGCUGAUAUCUUGUAGUGGUAUCGGCAACUGCAAGUCAUCGACUUUUUAAGCUGUAUUUUAGCACCUCAAAGCUUUUCACUUUCGAGACUCCAUUGGACGGGAAGUUGACACUACGAAGCAAUGGGCAAUGGCAAAACCUGAGGUAAGGUGAAGGGUAAUUAUGUAUUUUUAGCCUAGAAUACAUCGAGUUUGUAUAUGUGAAUGGAAGAAUACGUGUAACGUCGCAGUAGUAUUUAGUUUGGAGGGAUUAUAAUGGCGGGUCUGCAAAAAUUGCAGACAUUGUUGAAUUUUUUUUUUUCAAGUAACUCCAAAGAUUUCUGGAAUUCAUG
Messenger RNA from Linum tenue, 1175 nucleotides. The record is from the annotation of a GenBank genome assembly. NCBI's taxonomy places the organism in Eukaryota, Viridiplantae, Streptophyta, Magnoliopsida, Malpighiales, Linaceae.